UUUUCCCUCGGUGGAGGCCAUGAUGGGAGCCUGAGAGUUCAGCUGGAGCGAGAGGAGCGAGAAAAGAAGAUGAUUCCCCGGGACCGAGCUGUCAAACCAAUCUCUGCCGAUUCCUGAGCUUUGUAUACUCUAUAUACAUUUAAGGUGGAGCCUGUCACUUUUUUUCUCAGAUGUGUUCUUGGCAAUCAGUCGAGGACAAUGUUGAAUCGUUAGGAGGCUUUUGGAUCGAAGGAGGCAGCAUUAGCUAUUGUUGCUAGCUAGCUGUGCUAGCUAGCUGCUUAGCUAGCGAGCUAGCUUCGUCUGGAUACGGGUUUCGGGAACCGGUGAGUCCACUAUCUCGCUGUCAAUCGCAGCGGCUGCUGCGACUGAGCCAUCGGCUUGGACCGUGUCUGGCAUCUAGAGGUUUAUCUGAGGACAACUGCAUGUAUUUGAUUCGGAGGUCUUUGCAAGACGAAUUGCAGGAUUGGGAAAGUCGGGCCUGCACGGAGGAGCAGAGCGAGGCCCGUCUUUAUGAUCCAGAGGAAGCCUGUCUAAUCCGACCCACAGCCAUCGCUAGCUCUGCGGGCUAGCACGUCUCUGCGAGGACCUGCAAAAUUCAGAGAGCAGACCCACCGACUGCGACAAAACACGACCAGUCAGCCAAUACUAGAAAAACCUGUUUUCAUCAUUUACCCCAUAUAGACUCCUGUCACCUGCUACAAUGGCUGCGAUUAUAAAAGAAAUGGUCAGCCGGAACAAAAGGAGAUAUCAAGAGGAUGGUUUCGACCUGGACUUAACAUAUAUCUACCCAAACAUCAUUGCUAUGGGCUUUCCAGCAGAGAGACUCGAAGGCGUGUACAGAAACAAUAUAGACGAUGUAGUACGGUUUUUGGAUUCAAAGCAUAAAAACCAUUACAAAAUCUACAACCUCUGCGCAGAAAGACACUACGAUGCUGCCAAAUUUAACUGCAGAGUUGCACAGUACCCCUUCGAAGACCACAACCCUCCUCAGCUGGAGCUAAUUAAGCCGUUUUGUGAAGACCUGGACCAGUGGCUGAGUGAGGAUGACAAUCACGUGGCGGCCAUCCACUGUAAGGCCGGGAAGGGCCGCACUGGAGUCAUGAUCUGCGCCUAUCUCCUCCAUCGCGGCAAAUUCCUGGAGGCCCAAGAAGCACUUGACUUUUACGGUGAAGUCAGGACAAGGGACAAGAAGGGAGUAACGAUCCCAAGCCAGCGCCGCUACGUCUACUACUACAGCUACCUACUGAAGAACCAGCUAGAGUACAAGCCGGUGGCGCUCCUCUUCCACAAAAUGGUUUUCGAGACUCUCCCUAUGUUCAGCGGGGGCACCUGCAAUCCUCAAUUUGUGGUGUACCAGCUGAAAGUGAAGAUUCACACGUCGCACCCCGCUCACACACGGCGCGAGGACAAGCACAUGUUUUUCGAAUUCCCCCAGCCGCUGCCAGUAUGUGGAGACAUCAAAGUGGAGUUUUUCCAUAAACAGAAUAAGAUGAUGAAGAAGGACAAAAUGUUUCACUUUUGGGUGAACACCUUCUUCAUCCCUGGACCAGAGGAGAGCGGGGACAAGAUGGAGAACGGGGCAGUGAACAACGCGGAGAGCCAGCAGGGGGGACCGGGACCGGGCCAGGGGCAGCCGCAACCACAGCUACAGACGCAGCCGCAGCGCGCCGAGAGCAGGGACAGCUGCAGGGAUAGCGACAGGGACUACCUCAUCCUGACGCUCACUAAGAACGACUUGGACAAGGCCAACAAAGACAAAGCUAACCGCUACUUCUCGCCAAACUUCAAGGUGAAGUUGUAUUUUACGAAAGCCGUGGAGGAGCCUUCGAAUUCUGAGGCAAGCACUUCAACAUCCGUCACCCCGGACGUUAGCGACAAUGAGCCAGACCAUUAUCGAUACUCUGACACCACUGACUCUGAUCCGGAAAAUGAACCUUUUGAUGAAGAGCAGCACACGCAAAUCACAAAAGUGUGAACUCUUUUUAAACAGGAAAAGAAGAAAUUAUACACCAGAAAAAAAAGGAGAAAACUUGAAUAUAAACUCAAAAGAAGAACCUUUGGCCCUUUCCCUCCCCCAGACGGCAAUAGAAUAUCAUCAUGUCAAAUGCCAACUUUAGGGAAAAAAAGAUAAAUAUCCUGACCAAUAUAUUGUUUUUUUUAUUUUUCUUUUUUUCUUUGGCACGGCCAUGUACCAUGUGCGAGGUAUUGACACUGUUGCCCCAUGGGAAAAGGUGCUGUAGCUAUAAAAAUGUGUUUAUAUAUAUAUACAUACGUAUAUGUAUAUACAUAUAUACAUGCAUAUAUAAACAAACUUUUUUUGUGUCAAAGACAAUGGAAAGAGUACCACAAUCAGGAGAUGGGAGUUGAAGUGUGGGAGAAGUUAGAAUGAUAUACUAGGACUAUGCUGCUCCUUCUCCUGUCUAAACCAAGGCCAGUGCUGCAGUCACUUUGUUUCACUCCCUCUCUUCUCCUCCUCCCCCCUUCUCCUCAUCUUUUACUCUCCCUCCCCUUCACCCUAUCCUCCUUUCCUAUCCUCCUUUACUGUGAAUGCUUCUUGUGCUCUUUGCAGGCUGUCUCACGUGACUUUUGGCCUUUGUGCAGUGCAAACUGCAUGCGGGCAGUGGGUUGGGGGUGGGUGGGGUUAUGAAGAGGCUGUGAUGAUGUCUAAAGCAUUGCCAUUCCUGUUCCCACUGUGUAUACGUUAAAUUAUGCAGAACAAGGCAUCCCAUGUAAUUGUUAAUGUUUUUUUUAUCCUAAGAUAAUAAAAAUAUAAUACACAAAACAGCAGGGAGACAAGUGUUUGCAAUAAUGUCAACACUACAUUUAAAGGACAGUGGUGAUUUGCAUGUAUUGGAAUUGGCGUCCAUCCCUAAUAAAUGUAUGCAAUGUUGUCUUUUCUUAAAGAAACCAGCUUUGAGAUGUGUCUUCUGCGUGGGGUUCCCCAGUGCUUUGAGUCAUGCUCAGAAAAUUACAUCAGAGGUUUAUGUAAUAUUCUCCCUUUGCUGUUCACAGUUAAUGAAAAUCAUGCAGAAUGAAAAGGAAAUUUGUAAUGUGCAG
Molecule: messenger RNA, 3057 nt
Organism: Xiphias gladius (swordfish)
Lineage: Eukaryota; Metazoa; Chordata; Actinopteri; Istiophoriformes; Xiphiidae
Gene: ptena
Product: phosphatase and tensin homolog A
Exons: 9
Coding region: 701-1975 (424 amino acids)
Biological process (GO): phosphatidylinositol 3-kinase/protein kinase B signal transduction; phosphatidylinositol dephosphorylation; cell motility
Cellular component (GO): nucleus; cytosol; cell projection
Molecular function (GO): protein tyrosine phosphatase activity; inositol-1,3,4,5-tetrakisphosphate 3-phosphatase activity; phosphatidylinositol-3,4-bisphosphate 3-phosphatase activity
Source: RefSeq, a predicted model, not a curated record